AUAAAACCCCUCAUUCCUUAAACCUCUCAAAUAAAAACCUAUUUCUUCUUCUAACACUGAACCUUUCUUCUUCGUUUUGUAUCUUUCUCCGAUAAACCCUUGACGGCACCUGCUUUGACGGCGCCUGCUUUGACGGCGCCACCAUGGUGCUCUACACCGAGAGUGCGACGAAUUCCGUUAAGGCGGUGGCGUUCAGCUUUUUAACGAGCGACGACUUGCAGCGGAGUAGUCUAGUGAAGAUAACGAAUCCGAUUUUGCUAAAUGCUUUGCUUCACCCUGUGCCUGGUGGACUAUACGAUCCAGCUAUGGGCCCGCUGGAUGACAAGUCCCUUUGUAAGUCAUGUGGUCAAGCUUCUAAACUUUGCCCAGGUCAUUUUGGUCAUAUUGAACUUGUUUCUCCUGUCUACAAUCCUUUGAUGUUCAAUAUUCUUAGCAGUAUUAUACAGAGAACUUGUUUCUCUUGCUAUCAUUUUCAAGCUAGCAGAAAAGAGGUGGAUAUGCGUACUACCCAAUUGGAGCUCAUAAUGAAAGGGGAUAUUAUCAGGGCCAAAAGUUUAGACUCUAUUAAUUUAGAUGAAUUCACACACUCAGGUGAUGGUGAUGAGAGCCACCAUUGUAGUGCCGAGCAACAGGGAGAAAAUUGGACCUCCCUUCAAUUUAGUGAGGCAAUGUCUAUUCUAAAGAAGUUUCUGAAGCGACAAUAUAAAAAGUGUCAAAAUUGUGGAGUUGUAAAUCCUAAAAUCAGUAAACCAACCUUUGGAUGGUUUCACAUGAAUGUCCUUUCUGCUGAUGCGGCUAGAGCAAAUACCAUCAGAGUUGUGGAAAGUGAAAUAAACAAUGAUGAUAUGUCUUUAGGUGGUGGGGAGACUACAGAGGAAGAAGAUAUAUCAUCUGUUGGGGCUGUUAAAAGAGAUAAAAGAAAAAAGGGGAAUUUGUCUCACAAGCUAGCUGCACAAAAUAAACUUUCUGGGUCGUUGCUACCAUCACAGGCUAAAGGUAUUUUAGAGCUUUUGUGGGAAAACGAGGCCAGACUCUGCUCUUAUAUCAGUGAUAUUCAAGAUCAGGGGUUUGGAAAGAAAGCUGGUCACUCAAUGUUCUUUCUAGAGAAUAUUUUUGUGCCACCAAUCAAAUUCCGACCCCCAGCUAAAGCAGGUGAUGAUGUGAUGGAACAUCCUCAAACUGUUUUACUGACUAAGGUUUUACAAGGCAACAUAUCCUUAGGAGAGGCCCAUAUAAAUAAGUUAGAUCCCUCUAAGGUGCUAAGCCGGUGGAUGGAUCUGCAGCAAUCUGUUAACUUGCUAUUCGACAGUAAAACUGCUUCUGGCCAGAGAGAUGUGGCUGCUGGCAUUUGUCAAUUGCUAGAGAAGAAAGAAGGCAUCUUUCGCCAGAAAAUGAUGGGAAAGAGGGUUAAUUUUGCAUGCCGUUCUGUCAUAUCACCAGAUCCUUAUUUGGCAGUCAAUGAAAUUGGGAUACCCCCAUAUUUUGCUAUAAGAUUAUCCUAUCCUGAGAGAGUGACUCCUUGGAAUGCCAUGAAGUUAAGAAAUGCUAUCCUUAAUGGCCCUGACUCCCAUCCUGGUGCUACACACUAUUCUGAUAAACAAGCAACAGUCAAGCUUCAACGAAGUCCGAAGUUGCUUGCUAUGAUAUCAAGAAAGUUACCUUCAUCAAGAGGAGUUAUUUUGGAUCAAGGGAAGAUUUCUGAUCAGGAAUUUGAAGGGAAAGUUGUGUAUCGCCACUUGAAGGAUGGUGAUGUUGUGCUUGUCAAUAGACAGCCAACACUCCAUAAACCUAGUAUAAUGGCUCAUAUAGUUCGUGUUCUGAAGGGGGAAAAAACUGUACGGAUGCACUAUGCAAAUUGCAGUACUUAUAAUGCUGAUUUUGAUGGCGAUGAGAUUAAUGUACAUUUUCCACAAGAUGAAAUUUCUCGGGCUGAAGCUUACAAUAUUGUGAAUGCUAACAAUCAAUAUGUGAAACCUACAAGUGGGGAUCCAAUCAGAGCUUUAAUUCAGGAUCAUAUUGUGAGUGCUUCUCUUCUUACCAAAAAGGAUACUUUCAUAACUUAUGAAGAGUUCAAUCAAUUACUCUAUAGUUCUGGUGUAUCUAUGGCUGGGGUAGGCUCCUUCUCUGGCAAACACGGGCAGAAAGUUUUCAUGACAAAUUCUGAGUGUGAAAUGUUUUUGUUUCCUCCAGCAAUAUGGAAGCCUGAACCCCUAUGGACAGGAAAACAGGUUAUCAGUGCAUUGCUAUACUAUAUCACCAGAGGUUCACCACCAUUUACGGUUGAGAAGAAUGCAAAAAUCCCAUCAAAUUUUUUCAAAACUCAGGUCAGGGAGGGUGAAAGAUAUACACGUGAUAAGUCAAGAGACAAGGAUUUGCCUGAUGAGGAUAAAUUAUUGAUAUAUAAAAAUAAUUUGGUGCGAGGUGUGGUUGAUAAGGCUCAAUUUGGUGACUAUGGUAUAAUACAUACAGUGCAAGAAUUUUAUGGAUCGAAUGUUGCUGGUAACCUACUCUCAGCAUUAAGUCGGUUGUUUACUUCCUUUUUACAGAUGCAUGGGUUCACAUGUGGAGUAGAUGAUCUUAUGAUAAUAGAAGAAAAGGAUGUUGAAAGAAUGAAUCAACUAAGCAGUUGUGAGGAAAUUGGUGACAUUGUUCAUCGGGAAUUCAUUGGAGUAAUGAAUGGUGAUAAUAUAGAUACAACCACAAUGCAGUUGAAUAUUGAGAAAAAGGUACGCAGUAAUGGAGAAGCAGCCUUAACAUACUUGGAUAGGAAAAUGAUAAGCAAUCUUAACUCAAGAACAAGCUCAGGAAUAUUAAAGGAGCUACUAUCUGAAGGAAUAUUGAAACCUUCAGGAAAAAAUUGUAUUUCUCUUAUGACUACAUCUGGAGCUAAGGGUAGUAUGGUGAAUUUCCAGCAGAUAUCUUCUCAUCUAGGUCAGCAAGAGUUGGAAGGAAAACGAGUCCCACGCAUGGUUUCUGGAAAGACCUUGCCCUGCUUUGCUCCCUGGGAUUGUUCCCCUAGAGCAGGAGGGUUCAUUAUUGACCGGUUUCUUACAGGCCUUCAUCCGCAGGAGUACUACUUUCAUUGCAUGGCUGGUCGUGAGGGGUUAGUUGAUACCGCUGUCAAAACAUCUCGCAGUGGGUACCUGCAAAGAUGCUUGAUGAAAAACCUCGAGUGCCUUAAAGUUUGUUAUGAUCAUACUGUCCGAGAUGCUGAUGGUUCGAUUAUUCAGUUUCACUAUGGAGAAGAUGGUGUUGACGUCCAUCAGACUAGCUUUAUCAACAAAUUUGAAGCGUUGUCAACUAAUAAAGAAUUGGUUUAUAGCAACUGUUGCCGUCAGCUAGACAGAUCAAGUCCAUAUAUUAACAAAUUGCCCGAUGCUCUGAAAGGAAAAGCAGAGAAUUUCUUUCGUGACUCCUUAAAACAGAGAAAUCUUGGUUUGAAACGACGAGAUCUCUUAAAGUUGAUGGAGCAUAAGUAUGUCUCUUGUCUUGCUCAACCAGGUGAAUCGGUUGGUGUAUUAGCUUCUCAGUCUGUUGGCGAACCUGCAACACAGAUGACUUUGAAUACUUUCCACCUUGCUGGUCGAGGUGAAAUGAACGUGACACUUGGAAUUCCACGUUUGCAAGAAAUUGUCAUGGCUGCUUCACGUGAUAUCAAAACUCCGUUUAUGACAUGCCCCUUGAGACCGAAUAAAUCUAUGGAAGAUGCUAUUUGUCUUGCCGACAAAUUGAAGAAAAUCACUGUAGCUGACAUAAUUAAGAGUAUGAAGGUUUCUGUUGUACAAGUAACAGUUCAUGCCGGUCAGGUUUGCAGUAUAUAUAAACUUGUGAUGAAGCUAUAUAAACCUAAACAGUAUCCAAAAUACACUGAUAUUACCCUUGAAGAUUGGGAGGACACUUUGAGAGUUUUCUUUGUGAGAGAGUUAGAGGAUGCUAUUGAAAGUCACAUGGCACUGCUUUCUAAAAUUAGUGGCAUAAAAAAAUUCAAGACAGAUCCACAAUCAAAUUAUUCAAACAGCUCAGAAGAUGGUCAUGGCAAUGAAUCAGAAUCAGAGACAAAAGGUAAAAAUAAGGAUGAUGAUGAUGAUGAUGGUGUUGUUGAAGACACUGAGGGGUAUGAAGAUCUUGGAUCAGAUGCGCAAAAGAGAAAACGGCAAGGUACUGAUGAGGUUGAUUAUGAGGAUGGUCCGGAAGAGGAAAUGCAUGAUGGUGAGCAGUCAGAGGAAACUGAAAAUGACGAGGAUGGCAGUGAUGUGGACGUUAAUGAGAAUGAUAAUGACAUGACACUUGAUGCUAAUAAUUCUCAAGGACUUGAAAAAUCAUCCAAGUUCAAGCCCAUUGUUGAAAAAAAUAGUUUGAAACGGGAAAAGAAAAAAUCUAAAGCAAUAACAAAAAAAUAUGACAGGGCAGUUUUUGUGAAAGCUAAAGGGAUGCAUUUCGAGAUCCACUUUAAAUUUACCGGUGAACCUCAUAUUUUGUUAGCGCAGAUUGCUCAGAGAACAGCCAAGAAGGUUUGCAUUCAAAAUUUUGGAAGGGUUGGUGAAUGUAAAGCUAUUACAUGUAAAGAAAGUGGAGUAAUAUACUAUGGUGAAGAUGGCAGGAAUAGGGAUGAUAUUCCAGCCUCGAUGAAAGAAAAAAUACCAGCAUUGCAGACAUCAGGGAUACAUUUUAAAACAUUCUGGGAGUUGCAAGAUGAUCUUGAUGUUAGGUAUAUUUAUUCAAACAGCGUUCAUGCUAUGCUAAGUGCUUAUGGGGUGGAAGCAGCCAGGGAGACCAUCAUUAGGGAAGUACAAAAUGUUUUCAAAUCUUAUGGGAUAUCAGUAAAUAUCCGGCACUUGACACUCAUUGCUGACUUUAUGACGCACUCUGGUGGCUAUAGUCCUAUGAACAGAACGGGGAGCAUAGCAGACUGCACAUCCCCUUUCAUCAAAAUGUGCUUUGAGACAGCUUCCAAAUUUAUUGUUGAGGCAGCUUAUCAUGGGCAGGUGGACAACUUGGAGACACCAUCUUCCCGAAUUUGUCUUGGUUUGCCUGUGAAGGUGGGAACUGGGUGCCAUGAUUUGAUACAGAAGCUUGAGAUAUGAUGUAGCUGGCAUGUUCUUCAGCACCAGACCUUUGGCCCCCACAUGCCUGCAGGUCAUGCCAAAUUUUGAUACCAUAACUGUACUACUAAGACAAUUUCUGAGUCCAUUUUUGUCUGGUUCGAAAUUAAAUUGUUUGAGGUAGAAGUCGCAUAGUUUGAAAUGCCAUUCAUUGUCCCGUAUGUACACUUAGGUGCUAUAAUGACUAGUGUUCCUGUGGCCUUGAUUUUCCGGUUGUUCUAUAUAAUUUGAUUGUCUUUCUUCAA
Messenger RNA from Vigna umbellata (rice bean), 5347 nucleotides. RefSeq names its product nuclear RNA polymerase A1 (gene NRPA1). Gene Ontology annotation, molecular function: DNA binding. Gene Ontology annotation, cellular component: RNA polymerase I complex. The record is from RefSeq and is a predicted model, not a curated record. Gene Ontology annotation, biological process: DNA-templated transcription. Lineage: Eukaryota; Viridiplantae; Streptophyta; Magnoliopsida; Fabales; Fabaceae.